This is a messenger RNA of Python bivittatus (Burmese python), 5592 nucleotides long. It is a transcript of the gene PIGA, whose product is annotated as phosphatidylinositol glycan anchor biosynthesis class A. Gene Ontology annotation, biological process: GPI anchor biosynthetic process. Gene Ontology annotation, cellular component: glycosylphosphatidylinositol-N-acetylglucosaminyltransferase (GPI-GnT) complex. The record is from RefSeq and is a predicted model, not a curated record. Lineage: Eukaryota; Metazoa; Chordata; Lepidosauria; Squamata; Pythonidae. Gene Ontology annotation, molecular function: phosphatidylinositol N-acetylglucosaminyltransferase activity.
ACUGACCAAAGAUUGGGGCUGUCGCCAUAGGAGUGGUUUGCAUCUCCAGGAGUUUCAUUUUGCAUUUUCUCGUGAAAAGGGCUCCAUUGCGGGAAAGAACGGAAUUUCCUUUUCAAAGUGAGUGGUGUUUACAUGGACUAACGAUUGACUAAUAUGGCAUAUAGAAGAGAAGGAAAUCAAGAACAGCUUCUCUCUUCCAUCAUUUCAACUGUGAAUUCUCAUAAGUCUCCAGCAUGUGCCAGACAAGCUCAUAGAAUAUGUAUGGUGUCUGAUUUUUUUUACCCAAACAUGGGGGGAGUGGAAAGCCAUAUUUACCAGUUGUCACAAUGCCUAAUUGAAAGAGGACACAAAGUUAUUGUAGUCACCCAUGCUUAUGAAGAUCGCAAAGGCAUUCGAUACCUCACCAAUGGACUGAAAGUCUACUAUUUACCGUUAAGAGUAAUGUACAACCAAUCUACAGCCACUACUCUUUUCCACAGUCUGCCUCUGCUCAGGUAUAUAUUUAUACGAGAAAGAAUCACCAUUGUUCAUGCACAUAGUUCAUUUUCUUCUAUGGCUCAUGAUGCACUGUUCCAUGCUAAGACAAUGCAGCUACGGACAGUUUUUACAGACCAUUCACUUUUUGGAUUUGCUGAUGUCAGUUCAGUGCUUACAAAUAAACUCUUGACCGUAACCCUAUGUGAUACAAACCACAUAAUAUGUGUUUCUUACACAAGCAAAGAGAAUACUGUAUUAAGAGCAGCACUUAAUCCAGAAAUAGUUUCUGUCAUCCCUAAUGCUGUUGAUCCUACUGACUUCACUCCAGAUGCAUCUAGACGUGACAACAACACAAUAACUGUUGUUGUGGUUAGCAGGCUUGUAUAUAGAAAAGGUAUAGAUUUACUUAGUGGUAUAAUUCCUGAGCUCUGUCAGAAGUACCCUGAUUUACAUUUCUUAGUUGGAGGAGAAGGACCAAAAAGAAUUGUAUUAGAAGAAGUACGGGAAAGAUAUCAGCUACAUGAGAGAGUCCGUCUUCUAGGAGCCUUAGAACAUCAGGAAGUUAGAAAUGUCUUGGUUCAAGGACAUAUUUUUCUUAACACCUCUCUCACAGAAGCAUUUUGUAUGGCAAUUGUGGAAGCUGCCAGUUGUGGUUUACAGGUGGUGAGUACAAGAGUUGGUGGGAUUCCUGAGGUGCUUCCAGAUGAUUUUAUAAUCUUGUGUGAACCUUCAGUGAAAUCUCUCUGUAGUGGAUUGGAAAAAGCUAUUAGCCAACUGAAGUCAGGAUCAUUGCUGUCUCCAGAAUUUAUGCAUGACAAAGUUAGAACAUUCUAUACUUGGAGAAAUGUUGCAAAAAGAACUGAAAAAGUGUACAAUAGAGUGGCAAGUGAAACUGUAUUGCCAAUGGGCAAACGACUUGACAGACUUAUCACUCAUUGUGGCCCAGUGACUGGUUGCAUUUUUGCUCUUCUAGCUAUGCUCAGCUUUCUUUUUCUGAUAUUUCUGAAGUGGCUGAUACCAGAUGAUCUUAUUGAUACUGCAAUAGAUGCCACAGGCCUAAAUGGAGCAUGGACUAGAAAAUAUUUACGCAAUAAAAAGAAAAAAGAAAACACUACAAACUGUUAAAGGUGCUAAAAAGUGAAAGGAAAGGUUUCAUUCCCCUACGGUUAUGCAUUUGCUGUUAAAUUUACAUUUAUCAAGCAAAAAUGCUUAUAAGUCAUUGGGCAGCUUUCAGUAAUGAAUGGAAAGAAACUCAGUAAGAAGUUCUACCUCAGCAUAAAUCUAAACUGGCUUAGGCAAAACAUUUUUUCCAAGAUGUGUUGCAAAAUCUGUUCACAUUUAUUUUAGCUUGAAGUAUCUUAUAAAUACAUGAAUAUCAUUAUGCCCAUUAAUGAAAAGAGGUCAUCUGGGGAAAUAAGGGGAAAAAAUAGGUGAGUAGUUAGAUCUUUUGUCUAUUUUUUUAGAGCUUUUCCUGUUUUUAAUUUCUCUUGCACCAUCAUAAUACACUUAAAAAUUGUAUGGGAAAUAGCAGUAUAUAAAAGUUCCAGCAUAAUAUAAGAAAAUACCUGACUUUUAAAUGUGGAUUCCAGGUCUCCUUUUUGAACUGGUAUGAUUAACUAAAUAUGUCAGUAUGAUCAACUAAAAUUGAGAAAUGCACACCUUGUGAAGUUGGGAGAAUAUUCUCAUUGUUUAGGCAUCUAACACUCAUUUUUUUAAUAGUUUGGAAACAUGUAUAGCUGACGUAUUCUGGAUGCUUCCCUGCCAAUACUUUUUUAGCUUUUGGAAGACUUUUUUUGGAAAAAGCUCACUACAAUCAAAUAAGCCCUACUUCCAUGACAAGAUUGCCUUAUUUAAAGUAAAAAUAGAUGUUUCAGUCUUUUCCUAUAUAUGACUUCUUCUGUCUGAACAAUUUUGUUUUGCAGUAUUUUAUUUCUAAUGUUCCAAACAUCAGAAAACAUGAAGGCAGCUGUCAUUUUCUUUUACCCAAUCAUAAUUAUUUUGAGAAGGAAAAAUCACCCAAGAUAUUAAGCACUGAUGAAGUAUAUAUACCUAAGAUUUGAAAUUUCUAAUUUUUGUUUUCAUUAUUGUAAAAAACAAAACUUAAGCACUUCCAUUUUUUUAAUGAGAGAGUAAUCUUUUUAUUUGAAACCAUUUACAAAGAUCUGAACAUGUUUUGAGAAAGAAAAUCUAGGACAAACACACAGGUUUCCAACACAAGCUUGCCAAUGCCAGUAGAGUAUGAAGAGAACAUAAAUACUGUAGACGUGCAGUAGAACUUGUGUCAAUAUUCUUCGGCCUCUCCUAGUAAACUCAAUUGAUACCAUCUUUGGAGGAAUAUUAAUCAUAAUCCUGAACUAGUUGACAGUUUAUUUGGCAUGUUAUUUUUAAAAAGGGAAGAGUAAUUUAGGAGAAAUAUUAAUCAUAAUCCUGAACUAGUUGACAAUUUAUUUGGCAUAAUGUUAUUUUUAAAAAGAGGAGAGUAAUUUAGGCAGUAAUUUGGGUUGUUACUUCAUACCCUGGCAAGUGCAAUCUCAUAGCCCUUUGGCAUUUAGCUAGCAUUUCUAUUUCAGUAUUUUUCAGAAAAUGUCUAAGCUUUAUAAGUUGAAUGUUACUAUGGUCUCUAGAUCAGUCUUCUGUGACAAACAUGUUAAUUCAGGUAUCUUUCCUUAAGAGAACCAUGUCUGUAGAAUAGGACUCUGUUAUUUUUACAUCUUCUCAUACCUAUUGUUCCAUUGGCCUAACCCAAUAUUACAUGAGUAGACUUAUUCUUGUGCAAUACAGCUGUUCUCUGCAGAUUUAUUUAACUCUGUGGAAUAAUUUAUAUAAAGGGCUGCAGGAGAAGGAAUAAUUUCAUCUGCUAAAGGUGCUUGUUCUUCUGGUGGAAGAAUGCUAUUACAACGUGUAUUCUAUAAGUGAUUGUAUAUUUGAAGCUAUCUUUGGAUCUUUUCUUAAAUGUCUAAGUAUCGUAGCCUUACUACCUUAAGCGAUUUGCUUUUCUCUGCUCACGAUAUCCCUUUACAUCAAUCAUACUUGGUCUUAAUUUUUUCUGUCCACCACUGCAUAUGAGCAACUCCUUAUCCUGUAGAUCAUAGGAUGAGCCAAAACUGCUAUGUUACAUUUGAUAGUAGGAAAAACCUUUGCAUCUCAGAAAUAAUGUUGACGGUAUAUUUUGAUUUUUGGUAUAUGUUUCAGAGUAAAUAAUGGUUCAUACUGUUCUGUAUUUAUUGUGCAUACACUAUGGCUGCAUUUUGUAUUUAUGGCUUUUAGAACUGAGGCCAUUGUAAUCCAAUGAAUGUGCAGCCAUGGCUUCUUGGCUAUAGAAAAAAAAAAAAGAUUUUGCCCAUAAAUUGGACAUUCAGGUUAUCAGUUCCUCAAUCAUGGCUAGUCUAUGAAAAUAUUUCACAGUAAAAUUAAGUUCACUUUUUCUACUUCAUGCUCUUUUGAAAGUUACGAAAUUAGGUAAUUGUAAAAUCUUUGCAAGGUAGAACUUCAGUUCUUUAAUCGACUUCAUAACAAUUAUGGAAUGCAAGAAGUAUUGUUGCUUACACUACUGAUUGCAUCAAAUAUUCUACCAUGAUGGAAAGGUAGUUUUGCUAUAUAAAGUCAAAGAUUCAGGUUUCUGUCUUUUUCUACAAAUAAAACUUUUUAAAUACUCUUUGUUGAUAUGUUAGUAAAUGAUUAUUUACAAAUAAUGAUUUACCAUGAAAAAGUAAGUGGCAACAAAUUUGUUAGGCUAUGGACUUUUAAAAAAAAAAAAAUUCUGAGUACCAUUUCACCUUAGUUUUACUGGAAGCAUUUAAGAAAUUUUACAAAAAAAAAACAUUUUGAAACUGUACGGUAUAUUAAUUGGUAUAUACUGAUGGGAACUCUUAUCAGUAGGUAUAAUUUUGAUUAUAACAAAAGUAUUUCAGCAUUUGCCAAAUUGUGUAUUGCCAUACACAUUACAUUAUGUAUAGUUUAAAAAUGUAAUUACAAAUCCUCUCACAAUACAAUUUAAAUUUAAAAAAUGCUUCUAUUGACAAAAGGUAAGCUGAGGCUAUAUGAACCCAAAGUGGAACUGUUCCCUUGAAAAUUAAUUUGAAACUAAAUCCAUUUAAUUCCAAAUGAACUAUUUUAAGCUUUUGAGAAUAAAUAUAAAAGUUACUUUUAGAACCUAACCAUUACAUGUAAGAAUCAGAAAAUUGUUAUUUAAUUUAAUAAUAAUUGUGAAAUUUAUUUAUUUGCUUUUCUAAAUGAAAGUAGCUUCUGCAGCAGAAUGAACAAUAAAAAAUCUUACUGAUUGGGGGGGGGGUGAGAAAGGACAAUGCUUUUUCAUGGAUCAAUGGUUGAAAACAUCUCUUUUACAGUACAACACUUGAUUUUCAUUUCCAAAAGAGUUACUUGGAAAUCCAUGCCGUGUACCAUCCAGUACACUAGAAAGCCUAAUAUUCAGAGUCUGCUGUUUGUGAACAGUGCAAGUUUGAUAACAAGAGGACUAUUCAAGUAUAUUUAUAAAAUGACUUUUUAAACUGGAAUGAGCCCCAGCUGAAGGUUCAUGUAAUAGUUCAAGUACUUGUACAUGCAUGAAUUGUGCAAAAUUUUGGAAAGAGAAGAUCCUCAAGUUGGUGGAUUCUUCCUCACCUCAGCAUUCCUGACAUAGGUGGAGCUAUAUAUCCGUAAAGACUCCUGAUUCAUAUUGGAUUUAUAUACUGCUCUUCCAUUGCUUGCUGCAUCACUCAGUCUGAUUUAGGAAAAAAAAAAAAAUUUAAUGUCUUCAUAUGUAACUCUAAGAAGGGUAAGCCUUUUCUGAUUACUAUUGAUUAGUGCUCCAAGUUUCUUGCCUUUUGUAUGCAACACCAGGCAACAUACUCAUAUACAUAAAUGCAUAUUUUAUGGAGCUGAUAGUCCUGGGUGGGGAACCCCAAAUAUUAAAACAGUCAUUAAAAUACAGAAACACUGUGUUAAAGUAAUUUUGUGUGUAGUAGAAUUCUUCAAUACAGUAUUCAGUCUGGCAUGGAAAAUUUUAACAUUUCUAAAAGAUUUCCAGUGCCCCGUAACAAUUUAUUUUAUGUUUCUUCCCACAUCCCAUGGGUGUGGGCUAUGUCAUCUGUACCCCCAAAAUAAAUAUUUUUUUAC